AUGCCUGUGUGGUGUGGUAUUGCACUCAGGAUGCAAUGGCUUGGUAAAAUGGUUGGAUGUGAGACUCAACAGUACCACCUACAAUGUGUUGCAUUGGAGAUAGCCCCACGAAAUUGGGUAUGCAAAGCCUUAGAGGAUCAGAGCGAUCAUGAUGAUGAUGUCAUAUUUCCAUAUAUAGGCAUGUGCCUGAUUACGUAG
Molecule: messenger RNA, 198 nt
Organism: Laccaria bicolor S238N-H82
Lineage: Eukaryota; Fungi; Basidiomycota; Agaricomycetes; Agaricales; Hydnangiaceae
Exons: 2
Coding region: 1-198 (65 amino acids)
Source: RefSeq, a predicted model, not a curated record